AUGCUACCCAAAUUCCUCGCCGUUCAUGGCCUGAUAGUCGCCACCUUUGCAAUCGGGGACCCCGCUAGAAACCCAGUUGUUGAACUUGGCCCAGCAGGCACAUACAUGGGAGUCUCCGAAAACCAUGGAACUGUACAGUCCUGGAAAGGCAUCUCGUAUGCUCAGCCACCGCUUGGAGACCUUCGCUUCAUGCCCCCCAACCCACUUCCCCCACAGCCGACGGGGGUCUUUUCCUUGGCUCCAUACGGCGUACACAACGCGUAUCUGGGGCCGGGGAGCCUGGGAACCGAGGACUGCCUCAAGCUUUAUGUCUGGAAGCUCACUACAGCGAAGAAAGGCGACAAACUGGCCGUGGUUGUCUUUGUUCACGGAGGUGGGCUUAUCUUUGGAUCAGCUGCGCAAGAUGACUUUGGCGAUUGGGUGUCCCAUGACCAGAACUUCAUUGCAGUCAGCCUGAAUUACCGCCUUGGCAUUCUUGGUUUUCUAAACCAUCCAGAGCAACCAUCAGCUAACGCGGGCCUUCUCGAUCAACGCAUGGCUAUGCGAUGGGUCAAGGAAAAUAUUGCUGCCUUUGGCGGGAACCCCGACGGCAUCACUAUCAUGGGUCAAUCAGGCGGAGGAUGGGCUAUCUUGGCGCACUUGGUUCUAUAUGACGGGUGUCAUAAUGGUACUUUUCAGAAAGCCAUCGUCCGGUCCGCUCAGCGUGAGCCAAUGUUCAAUAUCAAGGAGCUCAAGCUGCGAAACGAGGCCUUGUUUAACCACAAGGGAAAGCUCGCGAAUGUGCCAACAAUCGCCGGAUCCACGUCCGACGAAGGAUUUGAUGGUUAUUUAGAUGCCCAUCAACGGAACCCUACUCCGAGAAAUACCACAAGGCUCGAUCCUAGCACCAAUAGGAUCACCAACCUGACCGACGAGCAUGUCAACAAGAUCGCGACAUUUUACAAGGUCAACGCCACGUAUGGGUCUACUGCGCAGGACAACUUCUUCUUGAAUAGUUUCAGGGCAUACUUGAUGGCCUUCGGCCUCUUUGGCGAGGUCGGAAUCUUUGGAAGUGAACGGCUAGUAGGUCGAUGGAUGAGUGCUAAGCAUGGGCCUCAAAACGUUUGGACAUAUCGGUUCAACGCGCCCACCGUCGGUACUAAAUAUGGCAAAUCACUCUACCCACUGGCACCAGUGCAACAUUCAGCCGAGAACUCCUACCUAGACAGUCCUCUCAGCAGCAUGACGAGAUUUAAGCGUGCCAUCGCGGCGGAAUUCCGCAGUUACAUUUCGUCAUUCAUCCGCACAGGAAACUCGAACACGUACAGGCUGGACUCUGCCCCAUUUUGGCCCUGUUAUGGGGGCCUUGGUGACUUUUUCAACUCACCAGUUCGCCUAGUUACUCAGUUUGCUUUUUCCAGCAAUACUAAUAAGACUUAUUCAACCAGUACGCAGAUUGAGGCGGCACAAAAGGCAGGCCUGGAGAGGACAGGCUACUGGCAGACAGAUGAAUCCAUCAGGUUUUAA
Molecule: messenger RNA, 1506 nt
Organism: Fusarium keratoplasticum
Lineage: Eukaryota; Fungi; Ascomycota; Sordariomycetes; Hypocreales; Nectriaceae
Product: Carboxylic ester hydrolase
Exons: 6
Coding region: 1-1506 (501 amino acids)
Source: RefSeq, a predicted model, not a curated record